Messenger RNA from Aspergillus uvarum CBS 121591, 2401 nucleotides. Its product is annotated as fungal specific transcription factor domain-containing protein. Gene Ontology annotation, biological process: DNA-templated transcription. Lineage: Eukaryota; Fungi; Ascomycota; Eurotiomycetes; Eurotiales; Aspergillaceae. Gene Ontology annotation, molecular function: DNA binding; zinc ion binding. The record is from RefSeq and is a predicted model, not a curated record. The transcript has 13 exons. Bases 361 to 2256 code for a protein of 631 amino acids.
CGUUCACCCGACACCCCUAGCUUGGCUCAUCCAUCCAUACACACCUGGGACACGCCAUCUCAACAUGAUACUUCACAACAUCACGGUCAGGCCCAAAACACUACCGCAGAGCAGGCAUCCGCCGACCAUUCAGGCCGCAACUCACAGCAACCACCGCAUAACGGCAACAGACGGGAUGACUUUGAACAACUCGCCCUUCUAGCCCACGCGCUACAGUCCGACCCUUUGCAAGAAUCCUCUUCAGCUGCUUCAGGCCGAAUUAAUCUAUCUGGGCCCAGCGAUCGAAGGAACAGUGGCUACCAGAAUCCCGUCCCACAACCCCUUGGCGUGGCCGAACCGAACGGCUCCUACGGCACGUUGAUGUUGGGUAAAGGAGGUCGGUCCAAGUACCUGGGCCCGACGGCCGGCAGUGAAUGGUUGAAAGAGUCGGAAACCCAAGACGCAUCGGACAGCCUCCCGGUGACUCGCGCUCCUUCCCCCAAGAUCCAAGAUUCGGUUCCAACCCAGCCUUGUCGCUUGACUCCCGGUACCACUCCCAUCGCCUUUCCGUUCAAUGCGGCAGCCUCUCACGUCAGCACUCGGGAGCUGCUUUCCCGCCUCCCAGCAAAGGAGGAGGCGGAGACAUUGGUGGGAUCGUACUAUCGCUAUUGUGCUUGGCACCAUGAUGUUGCUCCCAAGGCCAGUUUCCAGAAGACAUUCGACCGCGUCUAUAAGUUUGCGGAGGGGGCGUCCGUGUCUCCACGGGUCAAUCCGCAGGAGAUUGCGCUGGUGUUCAUCGUUCUGGCUCAAGGCACCUUGUUCAACAUUGAAAUGCCUAACUAUGAUCCAUCGGCUGAGGACUGGCUGCAUCUCUCGGAGUUGGCUUUGGUAAAAGGGCGCUUCCUGUCCAACAACAUGGUCGCCGGACUGCAAACUUUACAUCUGAUGGCGCAUCUGCAUUUACAUUUAGAUAAAGGGGGUCGAGGUGACAAUGCCUGGCCGCUCUGGGGUCUGGUCAUGCGGUUAGUUCAAGCGAUGGGUAUGCAUCGGGACGGUGCCCGCUGGAAUCUUCCGCAGGAUGUGAUUGAAGAAAGACGCAAGGUGUUCUGGGAGCUGAACGCCGCCGACACCUUCCAAGCACAUUGCUUCUCAAGGCCAUGCGCUAUCAAUCCGGAGCAUUGCGACGUCGCAUUUCCUUCCGAGCCGGCGAACACAACCGGCGAAAAGAGCUACUCGAUCCUUCGAUUUGAGCUGUCCCAGAUUUCGUCCGAAAUUCUCCAUAUGGCGAUGAAGGUGCACAAACCACCCUACUCUGCUGUCACCGACCUAGACAUUAGACUCGGCGAAUUCGAGCGCAAUCUGCCGUUCUCCCUUCGGUGUCGAGCCGCGUUCCUGUCAAUGCCCUCUCGCUACCCUCACGUCGACGCGGCAACGGAGGCAUCGCCCGAACCAUCCCGCAGGUCGAUGACCAUUUCUUUUCAGCAAAUGAAUCUAGCGCUCAACAUUUCAGAGACGAUCAUCAACCUCCAUCGACCAUAUUAUGCGAAAGCACUGUACGAUAUCAACGACCGGAUGAAAUCCGUAUACGCCCCUUCGUUCUUGACGGUCAUAGAGCGUUGCGCCAUCAUUAUCGCAAUCGUCGACGACAUUCACACCCGCUUCCCGGCGGUCAGCACCAGGCAAUGGAACUUCUGGUAUCACGUCUUCGGCUCCGCCCUCUGCCUGGGAACCCUCGUGCUGCGCGACCCCAGAAAUCCCAUGGCCACCUUCGCCCUAACCCAAUUAGACGCCGCGAUCAACCUCUUCACCUCCUUGAUCCAACACGGCGCCAACACCCCCCGCUACGGUCGGAAUCUGCAGUGGCUAAUGAAGCUCCGCGCGCGGGCGUCGGCCAAAAUCGCGUCCGCGUCGGCGCAGCCAGAGGCUCCGAAUGAUGCGGUCCGGCGGGAGGACCGGGAGGACAGCGAGGACGUCGAGCUGCUGGGCUGGCGGACGCGACUGAUCGAGCGGGCGGGUCAGGGCCGCCAGACGAUCCGGACGACGAUCCAGCUGGCGGAUGAGACGCCCACCGAUUCGCCGCAUGGUAUUGACGUAGGCUCUAAUCCGUCGCCAAAUGACCUUCACCAUCCUUUUGGCAUGCUGCAGGGUGAUAGUUCGAUGAUUAUGCCGGGCUCGUCGUUGCCGAUGGUGACGCCGGGUUCGACUAAUGAGCUGUUGCAGGACUUCUGGGAUCCGAUGCUUCUGCAGGAUUUAUUGGGGAGUAUACCGCUGGGCUAGUUGGGUCGUGCCAGGCCCUACGGGGUGCACUGGUUUGUAUUAUGUAGCUGCUACUGACCUGCAUAUGCCUCUUGGGUGAAUUAGCAUCCUCCGGAUAGGGUGAGGUGCACUUUUCCCAACUCUCUCGCUUACUCUUCCACGUCGU